This is a messenger RNA of Marchantia polymorpha subsp. ruderalis, 7320 nucleotides long. The record is from the annotation of a GenBank genome assembly. NCBI's taxonomy places the organism in Eukaryota, Viridiplantae, Streptophyta, Marchantiopsida, Marchantiales, Marchantiaceae.
GGAGGGAGGGAGGCCUCGGAGGCCCUGGAACGAAGAGGAAGAAGCGAGCGGAGCGCACCUCCGGUCACAGGAAAAAAGCAGGCCCAGGCGCUCUCUCCUUCUCCUUUUGUCGUGGAUUUGAAUCCGCCCGGGCGUCUUCGAGACCGGAUCUGGUGUUGCGACUCAUCUCGGCAACUUCGUAGCGUGAAUUCAUGUGUUUGUUAAGCGUUUCGGACGAAGAAUUCGAUUCGACCGAUCGAUUGAUCUCGUCGCUCGAUAGUUUGAAGCAGGAGGAGGAGAAACAGAGAGAGGGAGCGAGAAGACGUUGAUGAAUUGGUAGCAGAGGAAGAGGUGUCAAUUUUACAUUUGUAAAUUUAGAGUGGUAUGGGUUCGAGAAGGGCGUCAGAUGGGUAUCAGCGGGUUGAACAAGUGGAUGACGAUUUGGAAAGUAGGACUGAUGGUGGAAAUAGAGCAGAAUUGAGUUUGAGUUCAGUGGGAGGUGAGGAUGGUGUCGUUCACUGGGGACAAGAUGGGGGGAUUCCUUAUUCUGAUAGUAGGACUGCAGAUAAUGGAGGUGCCAGUGAUUUUAAGUUGCCGCCCCCUGCUAGUGGCAGCAAGCAGCUUGAGGCCAUGCUGCGACGGCAGUGGUUGUUCAAGAAGCGGGGUAUGAUACAGACAAUCAUGGAGCUUAUUAGUCCACUUUUGAUGAUCUCACUUUUAGUUUUGGGAUGGGCGAGGAGCACGCCAGAUCAUUAUGAUUCUGCUGUCUUCGCCAAUGCUUCUCUACCUGAAUUUAAUAAGUUCACGGAUACGUUCAUGGAUACCCGAAAUUUCAUCCACAAUUGUCCUCCGGCUAUGCUUGUUAAGCAGAAUUUGUCUCUGAAAGAGCUGCAAUUGCUUGCCAGAUUAAUGACACAGCAACUUCAAGCAAAUGGUGGGCAAGCAAUCAAUUUCAAUUUGACUGCGGCUAACGCAACUCUAUUCGAUGAUUUAAUGCGAGCACAAAAUCAGGGAGAUCCAAACGAACUUGCUGCAGUCACUCCAGAGCUACUUCUUCUUGCCCUGAAGUGCGUAGACACAGCUCAAGAGAUCAUUAGUGCCCUUGAUCUGAUAGACCAGUACAACGGACCUCUGCCGGUACCUUCUUUCGAUACAUAUGUAGCAGCUCACAAGCUCAUAAAAGCGGCUCUAGAUUCACAACAAGGAAAAUUCGACGAUGUGGUGGCCCUUCAGAAGAGAUUUGGAAACGUUCUUGGAAAUCUUCUACAGCUAGGACAAGUCACAUUCACGCCGAACACGCCUCAAGUUGCCGAUCUUGUAGAUUACAUGUCCACUAACUAUCAAUUUUUCAACGAGGUUUAUGGAGGAACUUUUCCAACUGAGAAGGAUGCUCUAGAUUGGGCUCUUAGAGGGUCCAAAGAACCACUAUGGGCGAUCAUAGUCGUGAAACAUCUCGACAUUGCAGAUGGGAAAGUGGACUACACAAUUCGUAUGAAUUAUACCACUGUCCCUCGUACUUGGCGUACCGUACAUAAGCGUAGACGUGGCAUGAUUGAUAAAUAUAAGGACUACUACACUUCCGGGUUUCUUAGUCUUCAGAAUGCGGUCAAUUCUUAUGUAUUUAAGAAUCUCACGAUUCAACAGCCAGGAGUGCUAGUAGAUGAAACUGUGUGGGGUGCACCCUUUCCAGUUGGAGAAUAUACCCACAACCGUUUUUAUGAUGUGGUUGGACCGCUGAUGGGACUGGUUAUGUGUUUGUCCACGUUGUAUCCGCUGGCUAUGCUCGUCAAGGCCCUUGUGGAGGAGAAAGAAACUAGGGCAAAAGAGACUAUGCGCAUUAUGGGAUUGAAACCUUGGGUUUUUAAUCUGUCAUGGCUCUCCACGUACUUGGUUACUUUUUUCCUGAUAUCGGUUUCUGUGAGCGUUGUUCUCAAACUCACGUAUUUCCCCAAGAGUGACAUAGGCGUCGUCUUUACUCUCUUUUAUCUCUUCACAGCUUCACUUAUACCCUUCGGUUUCUUCCUAUCCGUUUUCUUUUCGAAGUCCAAGCUAGCAGCAAUUGUAGCUCCGUUUGUGCACUUUGCAGCCAUUAUGCCUCGUUAUAUAUUUUUCCGCUCUAACAGCAGUCAGGCUAUUGCUGGAAAGACAGCUACAGCACUGCUUCCUUCCACUGCUUUUACUUUCGGAGUUGAUCUUCUUGGCCAGUUUGAAGGCGAGAAUCUUGGUUUGACAUGGUCUAAUCUGUGGGAUGAUGAGUUUUCAAUGGCUUGGAUAUUUGUUCUUCUAGCUACAGACUUUAUACUUUACGGGGCUCUUGCUUGGUACCUGGAGCAAAUUUUGCCAUCAGAAUACGGAGGAAGAUUGAAACCUUGGUUUUUGUUUACUCCUCGUUAUUGGUUUGGGGAUAAGACUUACAGGCUAUCAGCCGAAUAUGAGAUGUUGGGUACAGACUCUGACAAACUAUCAUGGGAUGAUCAAGUUGAACCCAUGGUCGGAGAGGAUCAUCGUCCAGCAGUGCAAGUCAAUAACCUAAGGAAGGUGUUUCACGGUGGGAAGGUUGCCGUAGAUGGUCUGAGUCUUACGAUAUACGAAGACCAGAUAACUGCCUUGCUGGGGCACAACGGUGCUGGUAAAUCCACCACAAUAUCUAUGCUGACAGGACUUACUAGACCGACCUCCGGAGAUGCCGAAAUUUGGGGCCACAGUAUUCACAAAGAUCUGAGUUCCAUCAGGAGGACAAUUGGUGUCUGCCCUCAACAGAAUGUUCUCUUUGGUGUGUUGACUGUAAGAGAACAUCUGGAGCUCUUUGCUGCUCUGAAGGGGAUCCCCGAAAAACUCAUUACCGAGGAAGUCGAAGACAUGGUGGAGAGACUUGGUUUGACUGACAAGAUGGACGCUCGUUCGGCUAGUCUUUCAGGUGGAAUGAAACGCAAAUUGCAGGUUGCGAUCGCCAUGAUUGGAGGUUCCAAGGUUGUGUUUCUAGACGAGCCAACUUCUGGAAUGGACCCACAUGCAAGAAGAGGCAUGUGGGAUUUGCUUCGAACAUUCAAGCAAGGACGUGCGAUUGUUCUUACCACCCACUACAUGGAUGAAGCGGAUCUUUUAUGUGACCGUAUUGCCAUUAUGAGCGAGGGACGUCUUCGUUGUUGUGGAAGUAGCCUCUACUUAAAGGCGAAAUUUGGCGUUGGCUACAAUUUAACCAUGACAAAGCUCAAUCAAACCUGCAACGAGAAGGCGGUACAAGAUCUAAUACAGGAACAUGUUCCUCAAGCAGUUCCUUUGAGUAGUGCUGGUGGAGAGAUGGCGUUUCAGUUACCUGUAGCAAAUAAAGCAGCCUUCUCGAAUCUAUUUUUGGAACUUGAACAACAUAAGAGCGCGCUGCAGAUAGGUGGUUAUGGUGUCUCUAUGACAACUCUGGAAGAGGUGUUCAUCAAAUUAGCUAAUGAGAAUAGUGACUUCUUCGGGCCUGGAGGAAAGCCUGCUCAAGUUUUAGGACCAGAAACUUUAAACCUGAACUUAAACGGUCACGGGAAAAAUGAAGACAAUAACUUUUUGGCAUUGGAUGUCGAGAAUAAGCAAGUGGAUUUCGCAAGCAAUGGGAGGACCACCGCUUCAAAUGAGGGAGAUCCAGCGUCAAACCACUCAGCAGGAGGUUUUAUGAAAAAGCAGAAAUGCAGCUUUUAUUAUGCAUGGUUACAGUUGGUCAAAAAGCGGGCAAUAAUAGCAAGAAGAGAUGUCAAGGGUCUUCUCAACACUAUUUUACUCCCAGUUGCUGUUAUAGCCUUCGUGAUGUUGAUAUUGAAGCUGAAUAUUGAUCCCUCUGGUCCUAAACUGGCUUUGCAAUUCGAUAUGUACAAAGGGACGUUUCGAAGUCUUGGUCUACCUUAUAUACUGGACUUACCUGUCGCCGGUGUUCCCGUAAGUUCUUUACCGGUUAUAGGUAGAGAAGGUCACGUGAGGCUUGACGGUCGACAAGACGUGCAGGACAGCAUCGAGAUGAGUGAGCUUCUCUUGCGCACAAUAAGUGAUCCACCGAGAUUUGGUGCGCUUAUAUUCAACGACACCUUGCUGCCUCAGUACAACACAUCCGGCGUUCGUAAUGUGAAUCUGACAGAUAUAAAAACUCUGUAUCCCAAUUCGACUUUUGCCGAUACUCUUCCUGAUGGUAUGGUCGGGGACUUUCGAGUUAUGCAAACACCUUCUGGACGUGGACUUUGGUCAGGUUUGACCCUCCUGCACAAUACUUCGUCUGAACACGCCAUGCCAACCCUCAUUCAGGAGCUUGCUCAAGCAAGACUACGGGAAGCACUAAAUCUUUCCACAGCCAGCAUGAAGUUAUCGAACUCACCUCUACCCCUUACAAAGAACGAGGCUCUCCGAAUUCAGGUCAUGUUGACAGUGCUAGCGGCAUUGUUUAUCCUCAUCCCAUUUUGCUAUCUUGCUGCAAGCUUUGCAGUGUUUGUAGUGCGCGAAAGGGUGGUGAAGGCGAAACUCUUACAGAUGUUGAGCGGAGCAAACACCUAUUCUUACUGGACUGCGACAUAUUGCUGGGACAUUCUGAACUACAUUGCAAUUGUGGGGAUCACUAUGCUCGUAUUCGUGCUCUAUAGAGACCAAGCAUUUAUCGGAUCGUGGACCAAAGCUGGGGCUGUUUUCGUGCUUCUCAUAUCUUUCGGACUCUCUGUUUUGCCGUUGUCGUAUUGCUACUCUUUCGCUUUCACCAGUCAUGCAAAUGCACAGGUUGCCAUUGCUGGAAUACAUUUUGUGACAGGCUUUGUUACGCUCGUUGCUAGCACAGUGAUGGGUGCUCUUCCUGAGACUAAGGAGUUGAACAGAUAUCUUGUACAAAUUUUUCAGCUGUUUCCUCCUUACAAUUUAGGGAGAGGCCUUGUGACUCUGUCCGCCAUGGAUCUGCAAUCAACUUUCGUGCAUGGACAUCCUAAUCUUUAUAGGUGGGGCGUUCUUGGUCGCCCGAUCACGUUGAUGCUCAUGGAAGCCGUCGGCUACAUGCUUCUGACUCUCACUAUAGACAAUGACUGGUUGACCUCCAUUUGGAAAUUAUUGGUAAAAUUUUCACGGAAGAGAAAAUCGACAUCGUCUUCCUUGCACGCCGCUGCGGCCAAUGGAGACCUGUCGUCACCGGAAGACGAGGACGUGCACAGUGAAAGAGAGAGAGUUGAGAGUGGAAUGGCUCACGAAGAUGCUGUCACCAUUCGAAAACUCUGGAAAGUUUAUCCAGGCCAUGGCAACGAGCCAGCAAAGGUUGCUGUGAAGGAUCUCUGUCUUGGAAUCUCGUCCGGUGAAUGUUUCGGCUUUCUGGGUGUUAACGGGGCAGGAAAAACGACGACCCUCUCUAUUUUGAGUGGUGACAUCAAGCCUACGAGUGGAAAUGCCUUCAUCAAAGGUCAUUCAGUGGUCACAAACAUGCCGACCGUCCAAAAGUAUAUAGGUUACUGUCCGCAGUUUGACCCGUUGCUAGACUUGAUGACAGCCAGGGAACAUCUGGACAUGUAUGCACGACUUAAAGGGGUACCGGAUAUCAGAGUGAAGUCAACGGUGGAUGAAGUUUUAGAAGCAGCUGGACUGCAGAAGUAUGCAGAUCAGGUUUCUGGUGUUUACAGCGGCGGAAAUAAACGAAAACUGGCAUUGGCUAUUGCGCUGGUCGGAGAUCCUGCCGUAGUUUUUCUCGAUGAACCCAGCAGCGGAAUGGAUCCAGUAGCACGAAGGUCCAUGUGGGAUCUAGUUCAAGACGCUGUGAACAAUCGUCAAGUGAGCAUGGUAUUGACUACACACAGCAUGGAAGAAUGUGAAGCUCUGUGUGGUCGCGUUGGAGUGAUGGUCUCGGGGAGGCUUAUGUGCCUCGGUUCCAUCCAGCACCUGAAGUCACGUUUUGGAAGUGGCUACAAUUUGGAGAUGCGAUGCAAAAGGCCAGAGGAUAUGCAACGACUUCAUGAGUUUAUCACUCGCUCUUUUCCUGGAUCUAAGCUCGAUGAACAACACAAUACAAGAGUUAAGUAUUGUAUUCCUUUGGAGGGCGUCUCGUUAUCGAAGGUUUUUGGAGUAAUAGAAGCAGAGAAGGAUCUUGUCGGAUUGGAGGACUAUAGUGUCAGUCAGAGCUCACUGGAACAGAUUUUCAUCUCUUUCGCAAAGGGGCGAGAUUCCGGUGACUCGCAAUAGUUCUAUACAGAGAACUACAAUUUUGCCUCGAAAUUGAUGAAGCUGCCUCGAUUCGUAUUUAGGAUCUAUAUUUUUGACCCUUAAGGACAACGUUCGCCCAAUUUCGUCCAGGCACAAGGGUCGGAGAUUCAAAUUCCCCAGUCGAAAAUUGUGGGGAAUUUGAACUUGGUGUACAAAAUAUCUUCUGAGUCUCUCUGUACAGUUAGUUGAGUUUCCCAGAUUGUACCAAUUCGUACCACUAGUGAUUUCCACAGUCCCCUGAAAAAGGAGGACUCGCGAUUUCCCAUUGCAUCCCAUUGUCUCAAAUGAUUUUGGACUCUAUUUCUUGCUGUUCUCUUUUUAGCUCGAAACUAUUGGCAAUUGUAUUGACGCAGAUUUUGGCCAUUGCAAUUAAGCGCACUGCCAGCCUAAUGGUUGUCACAUCUACAUAGAUAGCUACAUGGUUUGUAGAGGUUGGCGAUGAGACAAGACAUGUUUUCCUAUUGUACUUCAUAUCAAUCGUCUCAUCGAGAAAUAUCAGAUCAAAAUAUCUUCCAGUCGGUUGGCUGGUUGCAACCCCGUUUUGGCAGCGGCCUCAACCUCUCACUCACUCACAGCCACCCUCGAGUUGGGAUUUGUUGGAUUCUCUAGACCAUGGUUAACUUCAGACAUGCUUAUCAACAACAAUGGUACGCAAACCCCACACACCCCUUGAGCUAGUCUUGAGGCGGUUUGUUAACAACAUAAGGCUCUUUGUUACCAUCACACCAAACUAAAUUCCUUUUAAAGAGUCUCAUGAUCGGCAGUAUAUUAAAGUCAGAACAACCGAGCGAGCUCUGGGGGAAUGUACUCUCGACCGUGUAGUAGAGAAAGUAACCAGGCCCCUCCCUCCCUCGAAGCAUUACUGGAAAGCUAAAAUAUGAGCCAGGGCUUCGAAGAGCUUCCACUAUCCCACUGCGUCAGGCAGGACAGGACACUGAUGAUGCUAACGUCACAAAGAGCCCGGGGAUAGGAUGCAAGCAAGGGACAAAUUUGUGAGAAGGCGAAAAAGACAAAACGAAGCGUCCUUCCUGGUCCGAGUCAGCAGGUUCCGGAUCCCCUGGCAGCGUCUGGAUUCUGGUCGCGGGCCCUCGAGGAUAAAGCGGUUGUCUUCUAGUGGAAGCAUAGCGUCGUUCCGCAUUCCGU